CCCUUAGUUUCACUUCCAUUUUAGYUUAUUAUAUAAAAUGAUUCACUUCUUUUCUGGAUCAUCAUCUUCAUUGCUGUAGUUCUACAAAUAUGUUUUUUCAACUCGUCUGCAUUCUAGCUGCCUACUUGCAAGGUGGGCUUACACAGGAUAGGCCUACACAAGAGGUGAAGUCAGUUUGUGGAGAGGAUUCAAUUCUGAAAUGUAAAGCAAUACGUAAGCCUGGGGUCCAGUACCGGGCAGUGAGGUGGUACAAGCUGGGUGAGGAGCCCUAUAAUAAGGARUCUGGUCUAUUGAUGAAGAGGCUAUCACCUAACAGCACCACCCAAUGGUACGUCGGUCUGGAGCGURAAGUGGAACUUUUGGCUGACGAUUCUUUCGAUAUCUUCCUGCCCAAUGUAACGGCUGUUGAUAGUGGGAGGUACAAGUGUCUCCUGGCAGCACCUGUAGGAGAGCAGAACCAGGAGGGGCAGGUUCACCUCAGAGUGACAGGUUGCCUUGAGUCCACAUACCAAUCAGAAGAAAUGGAUACCAUUCUAGUUCUUUCCAUUGUGGGGAUUGUUGCGGCAUUGCUGAUAUUCACCAUCAGCUAUGUCAUCCUAAGGAAYAUGUUAUUGCAAAGGAGUAAGAAGUAUCCACAAGAACCACUUCUAGAUGCACCCCWUGAGAAGAARGAUUUAAUGUUGAUCUACACUCUGGGGCCAAACUGGUCGGGACAGGCUUCCAUAAAACAUGUCUGUGUGUGAGACCCUGUUCAGCUAGUUUAGGCUCAUUGUAUACUUGAAUGUGAAGAGGAAACACAGAGAAAGACUAUAGUCCAUUUGAAGCUGAGCAAGGAGCCUAAGAGUCAUGUCUACUUUCCAGAGAGUUCACCUCUAAAGCAGCGGGAGGCAGACAAACCUCUGGACGAUCCUGUAGAACUAAGUUGUGUAGGCAUGACUGCAGCAUUCAAGAGCCUGUGAUGCGCAAGGAGCAGGGCCUGGUGAAGGGACCCCAYGAUCUAAGCCCCAAGAUCAAACCCCAACAAAGAGCUUCAGGAAAGGGAGAAUAAAUAAUUAAUAAGGGGUGUGGGGUUCUGAGAAUAUGAAAUAUACUUAUUCAUGUCACUGAGGGAGAGAGGGUAAUGUAUAACGUUUACAUUAUA
Messenger RNA from Salvelinus sp. IW2-2015, 1141 nucleotides. Its product is annotated as CD83 antigen-like. Lineage: Eukaryota; Metazoa; Chordata; Actinopteri; Salmoniformes; Salmonidae. The record is from RefSeq and is a predicted model, not a curated record.